ACAGCUGCAACUUCCUCCUCUCUCUCUUUCUCUCUCUAUCUCUCUCUCUCACACACACACACACAUAUGGUUAGAACUUGUACACUGAUGGUUGUGAAGCAUAGAGAUAUUGUCCUGAAAAAUCAGUGCUAACAAACAUUGUAGGUUCACUUGAAUUUCAUCCUAUUAUAAGCUGUCCCCCCCUCAACAACAGAUGCAUACUUCACCUUUUGAAUGAUCGAGAGAACGAGAGAGAGACUGUGAACACAGAGGUUUCCUUAUUGAAAGAGUAGAGAGAAUCCAUCCAAAUAUUAUACGUAACUAAUUUUUGACAAGCUUAUGACGUAGUAGAUUGACUAUUCAACUUGUGUCGUCAAACAAUAAAUUAAUGCAGAACCCAUGUAUAAUUACUUAUGUUAGAACAACAAUUGAUAUGUCAACAAGUUAUAGACAUGCAAGAGACCAUCAUCAUAAUCAUAAAUCGUGCAUUCACAUCAGUUUUAUUAUAUUAUUAAUUAUACCAAAAAAAUAAAAAAUAAAAAAUUGGGAGGCCAGCCUGCACCUCCCAUCAAAUGCGGUGAUACUCUUGUAAAUAUUUACUAUAUUUGUUUCUUUUUCCCUUGAAUUUUUGUUAUUCUUUUUUCCUUCCAUUGCUCAAACAAGACAUAUAACCACAAACAACUACCAGCAUUCUUCCCCUGAAAAGAAGGGCAUUCGUGUUUCUCAAGGUAUUCUGAAGAUUAAAAAUCUUUCUGAAGGUUUUCAUGAAUGCAGAUUGCAGUGAAUGUGGAAAGUUGGGCAAGAAACAAGAACCCUUUUAGAUUCUUGAAGUUGGGGAGGGAAUGAGUAGUUGUUUUCUCAAAUUCUUGAUGAAUUAAAGAGUUGUUUGGCAUUGUGGAGAAAAUAAGAGAAUGGGGGUGGAUUAUUACAAUAUAUUGAAGGUGGGGAGGGGUGCAACAGAGGAUGACUUGAAGAAAGCUUACAGAAGAUUGGCCAUGAAAUGGCAUCCAGACAAGAAUCCCAACAACAAGAAUGAAGCUGAGGCCAAAUUCAAGCAAAUCUCAGAAGCCUAUGAAGUCUUGAGCGAUCCUCAGAAAAGGCAAAUUUAUGACCAGCAUGGCGAAGAAGGUCUAAAAGACAUGCCGCCGCCCGGUUCAACUGGAAACCAGAAUGGGUUCAAUCCCCGAAAUGCUGAGGAUAUAUUUGCUGAAUUUUUUGGGAGUAGUCCAUUCGGAUUCGGAUCUGCAGGAGCAGGGAGGUCGAUGAGGUUUUCCUCUGAUGGAGGAGGGAUGUUUGGAGACAAUAUCUUCAGAAAUGCUAGUGAUGGAGCUGGAGUAAAUAUGCCAAAGAAACCACCUCCCGUGGAGAAUAAAUUGCCUUGCAGCCUUGAGGAUUUAUACACCGGUUCAACAAGAAAAAUGAAGAUCUCAAGACAAGUAGUUGAGGCCAAUGGGCGAUUAGGGACAGAAACAGAGAUAUUAACCAUUGAUGUAAAGCCAGGAUGGAAGAAAGGAACAAAGAUAACUUUCCAAGACAAAGGAAACGAGCAGCCGAAUCAGCUCCCAGCAGACCUGGUCUUUGUGAUUGACGAGAAGCCCCACAGCACUUUCAAGAGAGAUGGCAAUGACCUAAUCAUGAACUAUCGUGUGACGCUGGCGGAAGCAAUUGGGGGCACGACCGUGGAGAUAACUACGUUGGAUAAACGCAAUUUGUCAAUCCCAGUAAACGACAUUAUAAGCCCUGGUUAUGAGCUAGUUGUUUCAAGAGAAGGCAUGCCGAUUACAAAGGAGCCUGGAAACCGUGGUGACCUUAAAAUCCGGUUUGAGGUUAAGUUUCCGACAAGAUUGACACCUGAACAACAGGCCGGCCUCAAGCGAGCUCUAGGGGGUUGAUUUGUAAGGGGUUGGUGGAUUAGGAUAUUGUCUAUGUCCGAGUCAUUCUUUGUCAUCUUUGGCCUCAGUUCAUGCUAACUGAUGCGUUAGUCUAGCAAAGCUACCUGUAGAUGACUGGUGAUCACCAAGAAACUGAGACUUCUUGGAGUAAGCAGAGGGUCUGUCAGAAAAACUAUGUACCGAAAUCGAUUGUAUUCUUGCAUCUGCAGACGUUUCAGUAACUUGCUUUACAAUUCUGCAGCCAAGCAUCU
Messenger RNA from Sesamum indicum (sesame), 2122 nucleotides. RefSeq names its product DNAJ heat shock family protein. The record is from RefSeq and is a predicted model, not a curated record. Lineage: Eukaryota; Viridiplantae; Streptophyta; Magnoliopsida; Lamiales; Pedaliaceae. Gene Ontology annotation, molecular function: protein-folding chaperone binding. Gene Ontology annotation, cellular component: cytosol.